AUGUCCACUCCGGGAGAACGGAAGUUCUCCCAGAAACUCAUGGAACUAAAGGCUUGCAACCGGCCCGCUACCAAAACGGAAAAUGACUUAUUGGAUUGGGCGAUCUGUACUUAUAACGCACGUACGCUUGCAUCGGAAGCGGCCAUCGAAGAUCUGAUGAUGCAAGCCAAGAAGAUCAAGUACGACGUCAUCGGACUGACCGAGACGAGACGAUGUCACCCUAUCAACGCCAUAUAUGAAACUGGAGAAGAACUGUUCUUAGGAACAUGCGAUAGUAGAGGUGUUGGUGGAGUUGGCGUCCUCGUCAACACGAGAACGGCAAAAAACAUCGACUCUUUCGAACAAUUUACGACCCGAAUCGGACGUCUGCGGAUGAGAAGAUGUGGUCCAACACCAGCUUUGACUAUCUUCGUCGCUUACGCUAAAACAUCAAGCUACGAAGAAGGAGAAAUCGAAGCUUUCUAUAUGGACCUGGAGAAGUUCUACCGAGAAGAUCAUGACCAGGGGGAGAGGCUCUCCGAGUUCAUCAUGAAAACUAAGACCAUCCAUGGGAACUCACAAUUCCAGAAGCCCUCCUCUCUACGCUGGACGUGGGAGUCACCCGGUGGAGGAUACCGUAAUGAAAUAGACCACAUCAUCGUCAAUAAAAGAGAGAGAAAUCCCAGGACUACCAUCAACUGGGAUCUCUUCGCUACGCUAGCCUGCUUUUGGGAAGAUUCUGCAAUGGACAACAUCGACGAGGAAUAUGACCGACUCGUUGUACACCUUCACGACUGUGCGAAGAAGGCUGAGAGUUUUAAAACGACCAAGAGACGCCUGUCUCUUCAAACUCUUGAGCUGAUACGCCAGCGUGGAGCAGCACGAGCCGCAGGGAACCAAGAACUCACGUCCGAGCUCGCAAGGCUUUGCAGAGAGGCGAUAAAGGAAGACCUUAAAGAGAGAAGAGCAGAAGUGCUGGCUGAAGCUGCAGAGGCGGGGAAAAGCAUCCGCUAUGCCCGUCGAGACUUCGCCAGUUCGCAAGACGAGGAUGACUGCUCUCCGGAACCCAAAGGGAACAGCCAUUGCAUCGAGAAGGGGGAUGGAGAAAAUCAUCUACGACUUCUACUCUGA
This is a messenger RNA of Necator americanus (New World hookworm), 1110 nucleotides long. RefSeq lists its product as uncharacterized. The record is from RefSeq and is a predicted model, not a curated record. The transcript has 3 exons. The coding region runs from base 1 to 1110 and encodes 369 amino acids. Lineage: Eukaryota; Metazoa; Nematoda; Chromadorea; Rhabditida; Ancylostomatidae.